This is a messenger RNA of Amorphotheca resinae ATCC 22711, 2985 nucleotides long. RefSeq lists its product as hypothetical. The coding region runs from base 37 to 2985 and encodes 982 amino acids. Lineage: Eukaryota; Fungi; Ascomycota; Leotiomycetes; Helotiales; Amorphothecaceae. The record is from RefSeq and is a predicted model, not a curated record. Gene Ontology annotation, cellular component: EMC complex. Gene Ontology annotation, biological process: protein folding in endoplasmic reticulum. The transcript has 2 exons. Gene Ontology annotation, molecular function: protein binding.
CGAAGAGGUUCAUCACCGCAUCCACCAUUCAUAAAUAUGCGGCUCCCGAUCAACCUCCUCUGUCUGACUCUGUCGAUCCUUCCCUCCACCCUCGCCGUUUUCGCAGACGAGGCCUACCAUGUCGAUUACCAGCACCAAUUACUAGGCAUCCCGCAACCGCAUACGACGUUCUUCCAUCGUCCUAGGCCACAAGACAAAGCGACAUUAUUGUAUACGUUGAGUGAUCUGGGUGUGCUUGGAGCCGUUAAUCCUGGGACUGGGGAGGUCAUAUGGCGGCAAUUCCUCGCCGGGAGCCACGGCGCUGACGAUGCGCGCCUGGGAGGCUUUCUGAGGCCGGUGGAAGGAGAGAGCGGCGUCGUUUCUGCGAUUGGGAAUAGAGUCGAUGCCUGGGAUGCUAUGACUGGUCGAGAAAGCUGGGGGAAUGUGUUCAGCGGAUCCGUCAGAGAUUUGGAGGUUAUGGAGGGACCGACUACAGAGGGCCAAGCCAAGGACGUGCUGGUUUUGUUCGAGGACGCCGGCCACAAGGGAAUCUUGAGGAAGUUGAAGGGCGCGAAUGGAAAUGUGGCUUGGGAAUAUGAGGGGGACAGCCAUGACAUCCCAUUUCAAGUCAGUACAGAUGCGGCGAACGUAUUCCUGGUGUCCCUGCACACCUCAGGAGGAGGGUACGACAUGAAAGUUACGACACUCGAUCCAGUUACUGGGAAGAAGACCAACGAGUACAAGCUUUCGAGUCAUGGAGAUGUUCAUUCCCCGGAGGAUGUAUUAUUCGUGGGGGCCAAUUCAGCAGCUCCGAUUGUUGCUUGGGCGGACAAGGCCAAGAAGACUCUCAAGGUUAACAUCCUGGGUAAACCCAAGGAUUUACACAACCUAGCACUGAAGGAAUUGGAUGGGGAUAUCGUGAAGGUCACUCUGCACGCCCCACAUCUUCCCCAAUCACUACCGCAUUUCCUAGUCCACAGCGAAUCGGGCCUUUCAAACCGAGCAGACGUCUACCACAUCGAUCUCGCAAGUGGAAGCAUCAACAAGGCAUACGAAUUGCCGAAGCUAUCAGGAAAAGGUCUGUUCUCAGCAAAUUCCCAAGAUGCCAAUGUCUACUUCACUCGCGAAACCGAGCACGAGGUCAUCGUUGUCUCAUCUGCCUCUCAUGGGAUCCUCGGAAGAUGGCCAGUCAAGGCUGAGAAAGAUCAUGGAGCGCUUCUUCAUGGUGUUUCGGAAGUCGUGAAACGUGCUGAAGAUGCAUAUGCUGUCAGGUCCGCUAUAGUUACCGCGGACGAGGACUGGGUACUGGUCCGCAAUGGAGCUGAAGCUUGGUUCCGUCCGGAGGGUCUUUCCGGCGCUGUGGCUGCAGAGUGGGCAGAGAUUCCAGAGCCAGAAAGCUUGGCUAAGACUUUGGAGGCUGAGGCCCACAGUAACCCCCUCUCUGCAUACAUUCACCGUGUCAAGCGUCAUGUGAAUGACUUGCAGUACCUCCCUGCCUAUCUACAACAACUUCCACAACGUUUCUUAAGCAGCAUUCUUCCAGGAGAAACCACCCUGCAAAAGCCAGGAACCCUCGUACGCGACAAUUUUGGUUUUAACAAACUGGCUAUUGUGGCAACUCAGCGUGGCCGGGUAUAUGGGAUCGAUUCUGGUAAUCAUGGAAGGAUUGUCUGGUCAUUGAAGGCGUUUGACAUACCUCGUGGUGCGAAGUGGGAUGUGAGAGGAAUUUGGGUUGAGAACUCUAGAGGCGUCACAACGAUCAUAGGAGCUGAAGGCGAGCACCUCUUGAUUCGAACUGCUACUGGCGAGAAUGUCGAGACACCGAACCAUGGAUCUUCACCCGUUGCAAGCGCUGCUGUUGUUGAUAGCCCGUCUGGAAGAUGGUUCUUACCAAUUGGCGUCGAUGGCAACCCGGGCGAGGUCCCCAAAGAUUGGGCACCAAAAGACACUAUCGUCGUGCAGGGUGCAAAUGGAGAGGUAAGGGGCCUGAAAUUUGAGGUCAAGGGUGAUAAAGCCCACCCUGUCAUUGCAUGGAAUUUUCAGCCUCCUCUAGGUCAGAGAGUCACAAAUGUUGCUGCACGACCUGCCCAUGAUCCGGUCGCAUCCAUCGGUAGAGUUCUUGGUGACCGCACUGUCCUCUAUAAGUACCUCAACCCGAAUCUCGUAUUGGUCACGGCAGUGUCAGACGAGGGCUCCACCGCGUCAUUCUAUCUUCUCGAUACUGUCUCAGGCGAUAUUCUGUAUUCAACAAGCCAUGAAGGUGUCGAUACAAAGCAACCAAUUACCUCCGCCCUCACAGAGAACUGGUUUGCUUACUCUCUCUGGGGCGAUGUCUUGGCCAAUACUAGUACCACCGCCCUUCCAGCAUCCAAAGGAUACCAAAUUAUCAUCUCUGAGAUGUUUGAAUCGGGCAUCGCCAACGACCGUGGUCCACUUGGCGCUACAGCAAACUAUUCCAGCCUUGAACCCUCCGAAAUCCCCAACGUCGAACCCGCCAUCCCUCACGUCCUGACCCAGUCUUUCCUCAUCCCAGAAGCCAUUAGCCAUAUGUCCGUUACACAAACACGUCAAGGAAUCACGACUCGGCAACUCUUGUGCGUACUUGAUUCUUCCAAUGCAAUAAUUGGCAUCCCACGCGCAAUGCUGGAUCCUCGCCGCCCUGUUGGCCGGGAUCCGACAGCCCAAGAAGCGGAAGAAGGACUUUUCCGCUACGAACCAUUCCUCCCAUUUGAUCCCAAACUCAUCAUCACCCACAAACGUGAAGUCAUCGGCGUGAAGGGUGUUAUUACAACCCCGGCGCUUCUAGAAAGCACGAGUUUGGUGCUUGCUUACGGGAUUGAUAUAUUUGGAACGAGAGUUACGCCUAGUUUUGCGUUUGAUAUCCUUGGGAAGUCGUUCAAUAAGCUGAGUUUGGUGUCGACGGUGGUUGCGCUGGCCAUUGGUGUUUUUAUAUUGGCGCCUAUGGUACGGAGGAAGCAAAUCAAUGGCCGAUGGAUGACCUCAUAG